Molecule: messenger RNA, 1353 nt
Organism: Triplophysa dalaica
Lineage: Eukaryota; Metazoa; Chordata; Actinopteri; Cypriniformes; Nemacheilidae
Gene: trh
Product: thyrotropin-releasing hormone
Exons: 3
Coding region: 154-870 (238 amino acids)
Biological process (GO): hormone-mediated signaling pathway
Cellular component (GO): extracellular region
Molecular function (GO): thyrotropin-releasing hormone activity
Source: RefSeq, a predicted model, not a curated record
UGAACAGGUCGGUUACUGUCAAAGUUUCGAGGACAGCUGCAUUUGAACUCGAGUUGCUUAUAUAUCUAGAUAGACUACAUCUAUUCAUCAUCAACAGAUUUUCCACAGGAGGCUGCAAGUCAACAAACCAUCCACUGCAGGACAGAGGUUGCCAUGAGGGCGGCGUGUGUGAUCAUCUUGGCCUCCCUGUCGGUGUUUAUGUCACCCGUGACUCAGUCCCAGAGUCUCCCGGGGAAGGAAGACCCGUCUCUUGGUGAGCUCUUCCAGCGCGCCGAGAAUCUGCUCAUCAGCUCUUUACUCACACAGAUGGAGGACGAGAACAACGCCAAAGGUGAAGAGGUCCUAUCCGAGUCAGAGUGGAUGGAAAAGAGGCAACACCCGGGCAAACGACAACAUCCAGGUAAACGCGAGGAUGCGGACUAUGAAGUCGGCUCUUCCCUCGAGAAGAGACAACAUCCCGGGAAACGCGAGGAUGAGGAGAGGAUUAGAAGACAGCAUCCCGGAAAGCGCUUGUCCCUUGAGCAGAUAGUAGGGGAGAAUCCGAGCGCAGAGAUCGGGCUCUCCAAACGCCAGCAUCCGGGAAGACGGUACCUGAUGCUGCUUCAGAAACGACAGCAUCCCGGUAGGCGCGAAUUGUACGAGAGCGACCGGACAACUGAAGACCUGUUGGAUCUGGAAAAACGCCAACAUCCUGGAAAAAGACAGUGGGAGGCGAAUCCUCCGUGUGAGGAUUGGGAUGCGGCCGGCUGUAAUCAAGCCAGUAUCCUACUCGAGAUUCUGGAAAACGCCACUAAAAGUCGCACGGAGGAUAAGAAACAACAUCCCGGGAAGCGGUUUGAGUUAGAGUACGAUGCCACGGAACAGAAAUAAUUUUAGUGGAUAGUAUAAAUUAGUCCAAUGAAUAAUUAUUUAUUGUUUCACAAAAUAUUACAUUAUCGGCACCUCGUCUGACUCCAUGCGGUAUAUGUUUAAUUUGCCGGUCGCUUUCAAGUUUCUUAACAUUUACUAAUUCAAGCAAGAGAAUAUUUCCCAAGCAAAGUCGCGUUUUUCAAUAUUGUUGCAAUAACAUAGUGUCUCUAGAUGCGUUACUGUUACAGAUAUACAAUAGGUGGCAAAUAUAUGUACAGGUUUUAUUCCAUACACAGCUGUGGUGAACGGAAAGAAAUGCGCUCCUUACUUCGGCGAACUUGAACGUAUUCUAGCCUUUUACUGUCAGCCUUUCUACGUCUCAAUACCCUUUCAAAUGAGACGAUUCAAUGCAUGUGGUCAAAUUUCAAAUGAGAUUCCUCAAUCAUUUAAGUGUUCAAUAUAGAUUUUAAAAGAACUUUGCUUUAGCAUAAAAAAUUGACGGGA